This is a messenger RNA of Gongylonema pulchrum, 2892 nucleotides long. NCBI's taxonomy places the organism in Eukaryota, Metazoa, Nematoda, Chromadorea, Rhabditida, Gongylonematidae. The record is from the annotation of a GenBank genome assembly.
UUAGGAUUGAAGCGCCUGGUGGCACUCCGUACUUGUAAUUUCGUCAAUAUAAAACCCCUAAGAUGCCGGGGUUCUGGAGUAUCGUACGAGAUACGAAUGCAGAUGGGCGAGAAACGUACCAGCCUGAAUGACAGGACGGCAUCAAUUCUCAUUGAUUCAAUUGUUCUCGCUCCACCAACUGACGAAUUAUUCAUAUCGCAGGGACUUUCUGCUGCUGAUCGUCAUAGGAUGGAGUACGAUCGUUAUCAGUGUCGAUCACAGCAUAUGUCACUUACGCCGCAGGCUGAUCUGUCGGAAGUGUGUUCACGUUAUAUCUGUCCCGUAUCGGCAAUGUUAUUCAAUCGUAGUCUGGAAUGUGACUGUGAUCCGACUGGCUCGCUUUCCGGCAUCUGUUCCGUAAAGGGUGGUCAGUGCGACUGCAAACCGAAUAUUGUUGGACGAAGGUUAUGUGAUCGAUGUGCUGUUGGAACGUACGGUUUUGGUCCUUCAGGAUGUACUGCGUGUGGAUGUGAUAGUGUUGGCGCACUCAGCAAUAACUGUGACAGACAGAGUGGCCAAUGCCUGUGCAGAGAACGAGGAAUUACAGGAAGGCAGUGCAAUCAAUGUCAACCAGGAUUUUGGUCAUUCCCGGAUUGCCGGGUGUGCCAGUGCAAUGAUCAUGCUUCGAUUUGCGAUCAGAAGACUGGCGCUUGCAUUGAAUGCCGGGAUCUCACUGACGGUUAUUAUUGCGACCGUUGUAAGGAUGGGUAUUAUGGUGAUCCACGACUUGGCAUAAAUCUACCAUGCAAACCGUGUCCUUGCCCUGGUGGUCUGGACAGUGGUUUUCAGCAUGCAGAUACUUGCUAUCUUCGUCCAAGUGAAGAAAAUGAAGCGCCCGAUGUAAUCUGCAAUUGCAAAGCCGGAUAUACCGGAGAACGGUGUGCUUCUUGUGCGGUGAAUCACUGGGGAAAUCCGAAUGAGUUAGGAGGAACAUGUGAGCCUUGUGACUGUAACGGUAACAUCGAUGUUUUGGUAGAGGGGAGCUGCGACCCUGUGUCCGGUGACUGUAUCAAAUGUCUUCACAAUACGGAAGGAAUUCAGUGUGAAGAUUGCAUCGAAGGUUAUUACGGUGAUGCGAAGAUAAGAAGCUGUCAGAGAUGCGUAUGCAACGAUUUGGGAACAAAUCGAACAGCAGGAACAUGUGAUCGUGUUACGGGGCAAUGCCCAUGCUUGCCGAAUGUCGUCGGACAGCAGUGUGACACCUGUGCGCCCCAGCAUUUCGACCUUGCUAGUGGAAAAGGUUGUGAGCCAUGUGAAUGUGAUCCAGCGGGUGUUCGUCUGAACGCCGAUGGUACGCCGGAACUGCAGUGCAAUGAGUUUGAUGGACGGUGCAUGUGCAAGCCGGGAAGAGGCGGCCGAACAUGCUCAGACUGUGAGGAUUACCACUGGGGCGAUCCAACAACUGGUGAAUGUCGUCGUUGUGAAUGUAAUCCGAUUGGUUCAGCAACUCAGCAGUGCGAUCGCAAUAAUGGCUCUUGUGUAUGCCUUCCUGGCUCUGGAGGUCCUUUGUGCAACAUGUGUGCCAGGGGAUAUACCGGACAGUGGCCGCAUUGUGAAGCUUGUGGUGAAUGUUUCCAGAAUUGGGACGAAAUUGUACAGAAUCUGAAGAACCAGGCCGCAACUCUAAUUGAGACGGCAAAUAAUAUCGAGGAUACCGGAAUUGUUUCUGUUUAUGACGACGCAUUUGAAAAGAUGGAAGCCACUUUGACUGAUUUGAAAACGCAAUUGGAAUCAGCCAAUAUAACACGAAGCGAUAUCAAUGAAUUACAGGCGGAGAUUGAUAAUCUGCGCAAAAAUGUACGUAUGUCACUUGGCGCUCGUACAACUGAAAUAUCAAGCAGCGUUGAUAAGGCCGACGUCGAACUGAAGUCGUUGACUGCUGAGGUUGAGAAGCUUUCGCAAAAAUCUGAGGCACUCAAGGAAAACGCAACUCUGCUGCGAGAAGCUGAUGUGCAGGGAGCCUAUAAUAUUAGUCGAGAAUCAGCAGAAAAGUCGGCUGCUGCGAAACGACGCAUAGACCAGGCAGACACAAAGAUCACCAACGCCGAAAGUGAGCGGCAAGAAGCAAUAUCGUUGUUGGAGAACAAUCAGCUUGAUUUUGAAAAGCAAUUCAAAGAAAAUGAAAUGGUCUUGCUGACAGGCUUCGAAAGCAUGUUACCGGCGUUAAACAGGGAUGUGUGUGGGGCUGAAUCCGCUCCUUGUGAUCAGCUAUGUGGUGGGCCUGGAGCUUGCGGGCACUGUGGUGGGCCUUCUUGUCUUUCUGGAUCAGUACGAAAGGCUGAAAAGGCGAAAUUAUUCGCAGAAGAGGCUGAUCAGAAACUCAAUGAGAAGCAGAAGGAGGCUGAAGAGAUCCUUGCCCGUGUUCGAGAAAUUCUUCAACAUACUUCUGUCACAAAAGGUAAAGCAAUGGAUGGACAUGAUAUUGCGGAUGCGGCAGCCAAACAGGCAAAUUUAACACGGACGUCUUUGGAGGAGAUGGUUGCGCAAAUGAAUGAGUUUCUGAACAGUGAUCAGCGUUCUAGCCCGGAACAAAUUCGGGCAUUAGCUGAAGAAAUAAUGGGUGCAACGAUAUCUCUUACUCCCGACCAAAUACAAGAACUCGCCAAUAAGAUUCGAGAAAAAUUGAUGAACAUCAAUAACAUUGAUAUCAUUUUGAAUGAAACACGAGGAAACAAAACAAUUGCUGAGGCUCUACAAAAAUCGGCGGAGUCGGCGAGCAUGCGCGCAGCCGAAAUCAGUUCUUGCCAAACGAAGAUCUCUGUGAGAUUUUACUGCGCAUUUUAUAAAAAAGAAAAAAAAACAAUAGUUUUAUGUAUGCUGUUCACGUCCUUCAAUCCUUUUUUUUGUGCUUAA